Messenger RNA from Iphiclides podalirius (scarce swallowtail), 252 nucleotides. The record is from the annotation of a GenBank genome assembly. NCBI's taxonomy places the organism in Eukaryota, Metazoa, Arthropoda, Insecta, Lepidoptera, Papilionidae.
AUGUUCACGGGUACGGACAUGCGUUUUCGUCGAAUCACAUCUCGCGACAUGACGGACAUCACCACGAAGUGCAUCACGAUCAUGGCCAUGGCCACGAUUAUUACACCCCCCCGUCGUGCUGCCACCUUGUUGUGGUGGAGGGGCUUGCGUGUCCUAAUGACCUCCAAGGCUAUGCCGGAUAGGGUCUCCCAUACCGGACAGGCUCGGAGCGAGGGACCAGACGAAGAGCAGCACAAGGAGGGGCUCUCCGUG